Pecten maximus is the source of this 553-nucleotide messenger RNA. Its product is annotated as NADH dehydrogenase [ubiquinone] 1 alpha subcomplex subunit 13-like. Lineage: Eukaryota; Metazoa; Mollusca; Bivalvia; Pectinida; Pectinidae. The record is from RefSeq and is a predicted model, not a curated record. The transcript has 4 exons. The coding region runs from base 25 to 423 and encodes 132 amino acids.
CUCCCUUGUAACCUCAUCAGCAAGAUGGCGGCCUCUGGCACCUUCAAGCAAGAAAUGCCACCUAAGGGUGGCUAUAAGCCAAUAGAUUGGCAGCAGCGAAUACCAAGAGCAAUGUCGGGACCUCGUAUGCUGCUAGCAGCCUCUGCUGUAUGGGGUUUCUUCAUGGCAAAGAAAAUGUAUUUUCACAGAAUGUUUAUGAUGGACGAGAGAGAGAUGAACGACUCCAGGGUUGCCCUUAUACCAUUUUACCUGGCAGAGAGACAGAGAGAAGAAAUGGUAAGGUUUAGACAGAACCGUGACUACGAGAACGAGCUUAUGAAGGACGUUGAUGGUUGGGUGACAGGAACACUGUUUGGAGAGAAAGUUUAUGUGGAAGAUGACCGGUGCUAUGCCCCCGGGGGUGUAGAGUAUUUUCGCUCAUAACCACAAGCUGACCUUCCAAAAAAAUUAUUUCAAAAGACUAUCAAGAUAUUAGAUGUGGUAUUGUACAGUGAACAAUUAAAGACUUGCAUAGUGAAAAUCAAUUAUUAUCUGAAUACAUGAGAAAAAGAAA